Schistosoma haematobium is the source of this 2082-nucleotide messenger RNA. RefSeq names its product Ribosomal protein S6 kinase alpha-1 (gene RPS6KA1). The record is from RefSeq and is a predicted model, not a curated record. The transcript has 17 exons. The coding region runs from base 1 to 2082 and encodes 693 amino acids. Gene Ontology annotation, molecular function: ATP binding; magnesium ion binding; ribosomal protein S6 kinase activity. Lineage: Eukaryota; Metazoa; Platyhelminthes; Trematoda; Strigeidida; Schistosomatidae. Gene Ontology annotation, biological process: intracellular signal transduction; protein phosphorylation.
AUGCCGCUUGCACAUCUUGGCCAACCAUUCCUGAAGGCAAGCGAUGUCACGAAUGAGUUAAAGUGCAUAUCUAUAGAUGACGCACCGGAUGUUGGCUGUCAAAAGGUCGAUGUUGCCGAAGUUGAAGUGAAUAUUGAAAAACUAGCCCACAAUACAGAAAAAGUCGAUCCAUCAUGUUUUGAUCUGCUUUACGUCAUUGGUCAAGGGUCUUUUGGGAAGGUAUUUCUUGUGAGGAAAAACAAUGGAAAUGAUAAAGGAACUUUGUAUGCAAUGAAAGUACUAAAGAAGGCUGUUUUGAAAGUUCGUGAUAGAUUGAGGACAAAGCUAGAAAGAGAUAUUUUAACUAGAAUUAAGCAUCCAUACAUUGUUGAUUUGCAUUAUGGGGAUCUUUUCUCCCGCUUGUCCAAAGAGUACAUGUUUACAGAAGACGAUGUGAAAUUCUAUUUGGCUGAAAUCGCAUUGGCUCUCAACUAUUUACAUAGUCACGGGAUAGUUUACAGAGACCUAAAACCUGAAAAUGUUCUACUGAAUGAAGAUGGUCAUGUACGUUUAACUGAUUUUGGCCUAUCAAAGGAGUCAAUUUUUGAAUCUGCUGGUGAUCGAACGUAUUCAUUUUGUGGAACAGUUGAAUAUAUGGCUCCAGAAGUUGUAAGUAGACAUGGACAUGGUACUGCUGCCGAUUGGUGGAGUUUCGGAGUACUUAUGUACGAAUUACUUACUGGUAUGCUGCCUUUUCAUAGUGAGAGUAGAAAAGAUACAAUGCAAAUGAUUUUAAAAGCUAAAUUAUCAAUGCCACAGUUUCUUAGUCCUUCAGCUCAAAGUUUACUACGUGCUCUUUUCAAACGAACUCCAUCGAAUCGGCUAGGAUAUGGACCUGAUGGAUCUGAACAUUUAAAAAAUCAUGAAUUUUUCAAUACAAUCAAUUGGGAUGAUUUACUAAAUGGUUGUAUUCAACCACCAUUUAAACCUCCUUGCUCAUCAAUUAAUGACAUCCUAAAUUUCGAUUCAGAAUAUACAUCACGUACACCACAUGACUCGCCAUGUCCACCAGCCAGUGCAUCAGCGCAUGCGUUAUUUCGUGAAUUCAGUUAUAUAGCUCCUGGAUUUUUUGCAGAGCAUAAUGAUAAUCAUAAUACCACAACUACAAAUAAUUGCAACAACCAUGUUAACCUUAAUAAAGAAGUAUUGAAUGGAACAAAUAUCACUUGUUUGAGUUCACCGAAAGAAAAAUUCAAUUAUAGUUCUCGACACGAUGAUGAUCGUGCAAAUCCAGUACAUGUUCCAGAAGAUCUUCCACCCUUAACUCCUACAGUGGCAAGACGUUUUCUUCGCUUAGUUGGCUUGUCAGGUGUAAAAUAUAAACCAUUUUCAGUCGAUUAUGUCUUAUUAGAGGAAAUCGGUAAAGGCUCUUUUUCAGUUGUACAUAAGUGCUGUCAUCGAAAUACAAAUGCUGUUUGCUCUGUUAAGAUUAUUGAUAAAUCAAAACGGGAUGCCCGUGAAGAAGUUGAAAUAUUGCUUAGACACCAUAAUCAUCCAAAUAUUGUUUCCGUUCGAGAUGUUUAUGAAAAUGAGAAUUUAGUUUAUCUUGUUAUGGAAUAUUUAAAAGGUGGUGAAUUAUUGGAUAAAAUUUUCCGAGAAAAAUUUCUUUCUGAACGUGAAGCUAGUAAUAUCACUUAUGUGAUUGCAAAUACUUUAAGUUAUUUACACAGUAAUAUGGUUGUCCAUCGUGAUCUUAAACCAUCCAAUGUAUUAUAUGCAGACGAUUCUGGUGAUGCAUCUUCCCUGAGAAUAUGUGAUUUUGGUUUUGCAAAACAAUUGAGAGCUGAAAAUGGUCUUUUAAUGACACCGUGUUAUACUGCAAAUUUUGUCGCACCAGAAGUGUUAAAAAUGCAAGGUUAUCAUGCUGCAUGUGAUGUAUGGAGUUUAGGUGUAUUAGUGUAUACAAUGUUAUUUGGACAAACACCAUUUGCAAUUAAACCAAAUGAAUCAUCUGAAGUAGUUUUAUCACGUAUAGAAUCUGGUCGAUUAGAUUUAAUCAAUAAUAAUUGGAAUAAAAUAUCUGAUUCAGCAAAAAGAAGUUGA